GUCGAUUCCAGCGGUGGCGGAAUUAAGGAAUAAUUUGUUUAAUGCAACGAAGCAUAUCGACUUGAAAUAACUCUUAAAUUGAAUGCUUUCUGUUACUACAUCCGAAACGAGGCGUGAAAGUUUGCACAAAGUAGUUUGUUGGCUACGUGAUUACCUUUAACAGCAGAAACACAUCAGCGCAGAUAGCACAGAUUACAUCAGAGAUGACCAAUGAUAGGUUGGAUUGUAGUCGUUAGUCGAGUUCCUUCUCAGUAAAACGAUUUAAAGCAAAUAUUCUACUCGAAAUGUUAUUUUUGUUUGGCUGAAAUGAGUACAUGUACAAGAAUAAUAGCUGUCAUCAUGGGAUUCAAUGUGAAUAUGUUGGUGCUUGGAGUUUUUCUGUUUCAACACUUUGUGCCAAUGGUGAAUACUGUAGCUAACAAUUUGUAUACAUAUGAUGGUGUUUCAAGUACUGAUAUCAUUGGAGUAGAUGUAUUCUUUGAAAUCAUAGAACCAGAAGAGCUGCAAUAUACCUACAGAAUCAGGCCUGCUAAAGAUUUUGGUGCACCAUUUAACAAAUCAUUUUCUGCAUAUGGAAUUCCUCUUGUACCUGUGGAACCUCCAUAUGGAUGUGGAUGGCCAAACAAUGCAAAGGAACUAGAAGGGAGUGUGGCUCUGGUUGAACGGGGGGAGUGUUCAUUCUUGAGUAAAACUGUAAAAGCAGAGGAAGUUGGAGCACGAGCAAUAAUAGUUACAAAUCAAGAUCCCGAAAGUGAUGAAUUUUACAUAGAAAUGGUCGAUGACAAUACAUUUCGAGAAGUUCAUAUUCCAGCUGGAUUUCUUUUGGGAAAAAAUGGGUACAUGAUUAGAAAAACCCUGGAGAGGCUACAGAGGAGAUUUGCUUUAAUUAACAUUCCUGUUAAUCUGACAUAUGUUCCAGUAAAUAAAAUCAAUCAGCCACCGUGGUUAGGAUGGUAG
Molecule: messenger RNA, 957 nt
Organism: Zootermopsis nevadensis
Lineage: Eukaryota; Metazoa; Arthropoda; Insecta; Blattodea; Termopsidae
Product: PRADC1-like protein
Source: RefSeq, a predicted model, not a curated record